UCCGUGCGGACGUCGGCGACGCGCUCGAACCGCCACCGCCGCGGCACAGAGUUUAAAAAUAAAUCGCCUGUGGCCAACGAUAUUUUGGUCGCCGCCGCCGCCGUUGUUGUUGUUUUCCCCGUUCCGACGCACGACGACCAUUUAGCAGAAUAAUAAAAUAGAAUAUAUAUAUAUAGAUUACACACUCGCCGGCCGCCCGAACGGAGGAAUUUCAUAUUUUCGUACACCCAGUUAAAAUAUUAUUAUUAUUAUUAUUAUUAUUAUUACUAUCGUAACGCGCUCCGAUUCCCGUGCCGGCGGCCGUGGAAUCGUGCCAACGGCCGACGGCCAUCGCCGCAGCCGACCGUGUCCGUCUGAUGAUAGAAAAAGUAAAAGCGGACAAUAACUUAUUUUCUAGAAAAAAAAUAACACAAACCGGCGCGGCGGCACAGCUGCUGUUGUUAUUGUGAUAACGUCAAAAACGCCGUCGUUACUUGUUUGUGAUAACCGCUUUUCGACUUUUCGUAACCGUUUCACAUAUCACAGUCGGUAGUCGACAAUCACUAGUGUGUAUAUACGUAAAUAUUUAUAUUUAAAAAAACUCAUAAUAUACUAUUAAAUCCUAAGCAAAAAUCGAAUGGAUUUACAAUUAUUUGUACAAUAAAAUAUGACAACGGCCACAGCUCGAUCGGAUUGAAUGUCGGCCGAUCGACAACCGUGCGGCUCUUCAAGUCGGGACACCGACAGACAGUCACAGCCGUGGGACCAGAAACUCUCAUCUGCAACUGAAAAAAAAAGCAUUACCAAUCUGUUGUACGAUUAUCUAUUCCUGGAGUUAGGGACGAAUAAAAAAGAAGCGUUCAACCAUGUGCAUUUAGGCCAGUCUAUGAGAUUUGCUAACCGCAAUACUUCGAUGAAAUUACUUAAUACCGUGGCCCACGCAAAAGCGAUCAAUUUCAAUUUUGAAGCCGAGCUGCUGUUGGAAUCGUUAAACGAUAAAGACGAUAGGACGGUAGAGAUUGUCGACGACGAACAUCAAGAUGAUAGCAAAGAAGACGACGGUUUGUUGCCGAUGACGGCAGUAUCAUCUCAGUUAGAAGAUUCGAAUUUCAAAUCUCAAUAUUUUGUAUCCAGAAGUUCAUUCUAUAUAAUUAUUGAGCAUUUGAUGAAAGAGUUUGGCGGUGCGGCCUAUAAAAGAACACAAUGGGAUGUAGAAAAACAGUUGAUGGUAGCGCUCACGUACCUGGGAACCGUCCAAAGCUACAAAGAAAUAUCGACAAAAUUUAACAUUGCAGUCAGUACCGCGCAUAAGUGUGUCAACGACAUCACAAACAGCUUGUUCAAACACAUGAAUGAGUUGAUAUAUUGGCCGGUAGAUCAACAAGCCGAUUCAGAAAUACUAGCAUUCGACCAAUUGCCAGGCAAUAAAUUCCCGGGCAUACUUGGUGUGAUCGGAACGGUGGAUUUGAGAAAAACCUGUACGUCCAAUCCAUCCAAACACACCAAAGACAGAACGUCCAUCGCAAUCCAAUGCGUGUGCAACACAAAGUAUCAGUUUUAUAACGUCUUCACCAGUUAUCUAUUUAAGUCUAAAGUGACCACGUCGACGUUCCUGGAGAGUCCGCUGGCUGAAUCGAUUUUGAACGAACCCGACACAUUGUUUCCGAACGGCGAUACACACAUUGUUGGCGCUUCGUGUUACCCUCUUCUGCCCAACUUGAUGAAGCCGUUUUUCAAUAAAUCACCCGACGACCCGCUGGAAAGUAACUACAACGACUCUAUCGAAGGGCCAUUAAAGAUCAUCCAAUUGGCAUUUGGCAAACUGCUAGGACGGUUCAAGCGACUGUUGUGUUUGGAUUUAUGGGGCCAAGAGAAAUUUGCCAUACUAAUAUUUGCAGCUUGUUGUCUGCACAACAUUUGCUUGGGUAACGAUGACGACAUCGAAAGUGAACCGUACGAGUGUUGUUCAUUCAAUUGCGAUUAUUACGACGAGAUCAGUAUUAAAAAAAGACAAGACAUUUGCAAACGCUUAAGUUAAACUUGCGUUUUUUAUGUAUAAUUAACAAAAUGUAUCAUAAUAGUAUGAAAAAAACAAUUAUAUGUUACUCAGUCAA
Adelges cooleyi (spruce gall adelgid) is the source of this 2093-nucleotide messenger RNA. RefSeq lists its product as uncharacterized. Bases 677 to 2017 code for a protein of 446 amino acids. The transcript is spliced from 7 exons. The record is from RefSeq and is a predicted model, not a curated record. NCBI's taxonomy places the organism in Eukaryota, Metazoa, Arthropoda, Insecta, Hemiptera, Adelgidae.